GGUGGGCUCAAGACCCUGGAAUCUCAAGAAAUAUGCUUGACAUUUCUGGUUUAAUUAAGCAAACAAAAGACCUUACUAAUGAAAGCCAGCCAUAGCCUCAGAUGGAAAAAAAUAAUAAAUUCACUUCCCUCAAUUGACUUUGUAAACUGGCACAAGCAAAUAAAAAAUGAAGUUUUAAAAAAUUCUUCUUUCAACUAGAGGAUUUCUUAAUUUAAAAAAAAACGUUUUUUUGUAGCCAGUGUUAGGGGAACACUCACCAGACGCUCACAAUUUCCCCUUUUACAGGGCCCAGCAUCUCUUUGUAAUGGGAUUAGUGGGCAUGUGACCAAGCUCACAAUCACAAUGGCCCCCUGUUGCUUUCUGUUCCCUGUCAGUCAAGACGCCGGGGCCUGCAAGAGAGGUCAGGCAGAGAGCACCAGGUCCAGUAAGGAACCAUUUUCCAAACUGGCCAGAAAAUAUUGCAGCCCACCAAACUUUAGUAAGAGUCUGAAUUAUUUCUGGUCUUUAAAACAUGCAGCAGAAAUGACAAGGCAGUAACCAGUUAACAGAAACAAAUAACUCUUUUGUUUGAAAUGCCUCUGGAUUUUCUUUUGAACAUCAUGCGUGUAUACUUGAUUUUCCUUCUUUUUGUUUGUUUUUAGUGUGGUUUAUUGACAAUCAUUUAGCGUGCUGCAGAGAGCAUGCUAGUAGGCAGCAAGGCAAAGGACAGGCGCAGAUUUGACCAAUUCAACUUGCAGAAACCUGUAACAGAAGUUAGAGCCUGGGACAUCUGAGUUUAAAUAAGCAGACUUUCAACCCUAUUUGCAGUGGGAUGUUGCAAGAGAAACUUGGUUGUAGAAUGCCAGCUGCUUAAGCUCACCACUGGACAAGAUGGAAGGGGACCUGGAAAGUCUAAACUCUUCCUCUGAAAAACGCUACUUCCCUGAAUCCCUCGAUUCCAGUGAUGCGGAUGAGGAGGGCAUCGUGGCCUGUGAGGAUUUGGAAGUUAACCCUUUUGAUGGACUGCCGUAUUCAUCACGGUAUUAUAAACUUCUGAAAGAAAGAGAAGAUCUUCCAAUAUGGAAAGAAAAAUAUUCCUUUAUGGAGAAUCUGCUUCAAAACCAAAUUGUGAUCAUUUCAGGAGAUGCUAAAUGUGGUAAGAGCUCUCAGGUUCCUCAGUGGUGUGCUGAAUAUUGCCUUUCUGUCCGCUACGAGCACGGGGGUGUGGUAUGCACACAGGCCCACAAGCAGGCUGCAGUCCAGCUCGCCUUACGGGUAGCAGAUGAAAUGGAUGUUAACAUUGGCCAUGAAGUUGGCUACGUGAUCCCUUUUGAGAACUGCUCUACCAGUGAAACGAUACUGAGGUAUUGUACUGAUGAUAUGUUGCAAAGGGAAAUGAUGUCCAGUCCUUUUCUGGGUAGCUAUGGGGUCAUCAUCUUGGACGACACACAGGAAAGAAGCAUGGCUACUGACGUGUUGCUUGGACUUCUUAAAGGUGUGUUACUAGCAAGACCUGAACUGAAGCUCGUAAUUAACUCCUCACCUCACCUGGUCAGCAAACUCAGCUCUUACUAUGGAAACGUGCCUCUCAUUGAAGUGAAAAAUAAGCACCCAGUGGAGGUUGUGUACCUGAGCGGGGCUCAGAAGGAGCAUUUCCAGUCUGUUUUACACCUUAUCUUUGAAAUUCACCAAUCUGGUGAGAAAGGCGACGUUGUAGUCUUUCUGGCCUGUGAACAAGAUAUUGAAAAAGCCUAUGAAAUUGUUUGUCAAGAAGGAUCUAACUUAAACCCAAAUCUUGGAGAGCUGGUGGUGGUUCCUUUGUAUCCAAAAGAGAAAUGUGCGUUGUUCAGGCCAAGUGAUGAAACAGAAAAAAGAUGCCAAGUUUAUCAGAGAAGAGUGGUGUUAACUGCUAGCUCUGCGGAGUCUUUGAUCUGGAGCAACGCAGUCAAAUUUGUUAUUGAUGUGGGUGUGGAAAGAAGAAAGGUGUACAACCCUAGAAUAAGAGCGAACUCACUGGUCAUGCAGCCCAUCAGCCAGAGCCAAGCAGAGGCUCGCAAGCAGAUUCUCGGCUCAUCUUCUUCAGGAAAACUUUUCUGUCUAUACUCUGAAGAGUUUGCCUCCAAAGACAUGCGGCCACUUAAGCCCGCUGAGAUGCAGGAAGCCAACCUAACCAGCAUGGUGCUUUUCAUGAAGAGAAUAGACAUCGUGGGCUUAGGCCACUGUGACUUCUUGAACAGACCAGCACCAGAAAGUUUGAUGCAGGCUUUGGAAGACUUAGAUUAUCUGGCAGCACUGGACAAUGAUGGAAAUCUCUCUGAAUUUGGAAUCAUCAUGUCAGAGUUCCCUCUUGAUCCCCAGCUUUCAAAGUCUAUCUUAGCAUCCUGUGAAUUUGACUGUGUAGAUGAAAUGCUAACAGUUGCUGCCAUGGUGACAGCUCCUAAUUGCUUCUCGCAUCUGCCACGUGGAGCUGAGGAGGCUGCCUUGACUUGUUGGAAGUCAUUUUUACAUCCUGAAGGAGACCACUUUACCCUCAUCAACAUUUACAAGGCCUACCAAGACAUGGCGCUGAAUUCCACCAGUGAGCACUGUGUUGAAAAGUGGUGUCACGAUUACUUCCUCAACUGUUGUGCACUCAGGAUGGCAGAUGUUAUCCGAGCUGAACUCUUAGAAAUCAUCAAGCGAAUCGAGCUUCCCUGCACAGAACCUGCUUUUGGCUCAAAGGAAAAUGCUCUGAACAUAAAAAAAGCUCUUCUGUCCGGUUACUUCAUGCAGGCAAGAAUGGAUGAGGCCACCGCUGGCGUGGACUUCACACAACUUCACAUACUUAGGACAGUCUGUCAGGAAUCUCUCACUUGGGAUGAUUCUUUUAAUUGAUGUUAACUUUAAAAUAAAACUAAAAAUCUUAAUGCUAUUAAAUAUUUUGUAUUUAAAAAUACUUCCCUUCAAGGGGAUGAAGGGCUGAGCCACACUACUGUGUCUAGGACAGAUCUUUUCAUUACAGAGGGAAAGUUAUUACACCAGCCUCUCUGGUUGAACAUGAGAUAUAGUCCCUCAUCUUCCUGUUCGCAAACUAGUUCACAU
Messenger RNA from Manis javanica (Malayan pangolin), 3060 nucleotides. Lineage: Eukaryota; Metazoa; Chordata; Mammalia; Pholidota; Manidae. The record is from RefSeq and is a predicted model, not a curated record.